Molecule: messenger RNA, 2055 nt
Organism: Lodderomyces theae
Lineage: Eukaryota; Fungi; Ascomycota; Pichiomycetes; Serinales; Debaryomycetaceae
Exons: 1
Coding region: 1-2055 (684 amino acids)
Source: RefSeq, a predicted model, not a curated record
AUGGAUGGCUCGGGCCUGCUACCUCAGCUAGCCAAUACUGAUAUAGACUACGCUAAGAAGUUGGAACACCUACUAACCAACAUGGAACCACCUAAGCAUACAACUAAACUAGUCAGAGCGCCACAAGAAAUCAAGAGCAUGGCCGACUCAAAUCUUCUUUACCAGGACGAUCGAUUAACCUUUGGUUCGUUAUUUGAUCACAUCUUAGCUCAAGAUGCACUUCCAAAGCUGAUUCCGUUUCAGUGGUCUGACUGGGUUGACUUAUCGUACUUGAACCAGCAAUUGAGCAAACCAUUUGACCAGAGGUUAAAGUGUCAGGAUAUUAUACAUGAAAUGAAUUUUGUACCUUCAAGAGUCAAAUCGAAAGCUGAAGCCGAUCCAAACAGAGUAGGGUGUGUCAACACUAAAGAUCUCAGUGAAGAAGAGAUUAAGAGGUUGGGCUUUGAUGACAAAUCGCAACUACCGGGAUUUAUUCAAUUCAAACACACGCAAGUGACAACAACGGAAUACGUGAGAAAUUUACAAGGCAAGUCGUACUUAUUGACCCAUCAGCCACUACCCUACAAAGUAAUCUUUUUGAACGAUUACGGUGACGAUUUGCUGUUUGAUGUAUACAAAGGACACCCUGAGACUACGAAAACAGAGUUUGAUUUGGUAAAACAGUUUGAGCAGAUUGCGCCAAAUAGUGGAUACAAAUACAGCCCACAACCAAUAAUCGAGUUGCAAGAGAGCCAUUUCACUUAUAAUCGACGUAUUCUUGCUCAAAAGUUGAACCAGCUUCAACCAGUCAAGGAGCCACUUAGUCAAAUGCAACAAUCCUUUUUAAACUCCAUGGUAACUACCAUCGAGACAAAACCAUCAGUGAACCCGGAAACGCGGUACUUUAAGGAAGCCACUUUACAUAUGAACAGCAAUAAUCACGAUUCCGGAUGGCACUACGAUUGGAGGUUUUUCAAUGGGAAACUAAGUGAUCAUUUUGAUCGCACGUCAAUCAUUUUGGAAAGGUUACUGCGCAAUUGGUUUAAAUUUAGUGAAAAGUACGGCAUAGUUAGCUGGAUUGCCCAUGGUCCGUUGUUGAGUUGGUAUUGGAAUGGAGGAACUUUCCCCUUCGACAAUGACUUGGAUGUGCAAAUGCCAAUUGAACACUUGCUUAAAUUGGGUGAGCUUUAUAAUCAGACAAUUGUGAUUGAAGAUCCUCGUGAAGGAACUGGAAAGUUUCUUAUUGAAGUGGGGACAUUUGUGCAUAAUAGGCAUAUUUCAAAACGUGGUAAUCACAUAGAUGCAAGAUUUAUUGAUAUUGAUACGGGUAUUUACAUUGACAUUACUGGAUUGAGCACAAGUGGAGCAAAGCCCACUGCAAAUUAUUACUUAAAUGUCAACGACGACAUGGAUGAAGGGCCAGUGUUGAAGAAAGAUGCCCCUGUAUUUAACGAUAGACGUGUCCAUUUUUAUAACUUAGACCACUUGUCGCCUUUGAAGUUGACCAUGUUGAAUGGUGUACCAUGCUACGCUCCAAACUCGAUCAUCCAGCGUUUGAAAUUUGAGUACCCAAAUCGUGCAUUAACCAAAGUAGAAUACAAUGGCUGGUAUUUUAUCAACAAGUUGCAAAGUUGGAUACAUGAGCCAUCUUUGACAAACGUGCUCGACCCUAACGACUAUAAAAAGUCUAAUGGUCGUAUCAACAAGACGAGGUUGAAGAAGCUCGUGCAGAACUUGUCGGAUGAGGAGAUUUAUCAAAUUUUGACUGAAGAUCAUCAAGUGUUGGUUGACUAUUACCAGUCACAAGCAUUAGCUCAAUACCACCAAAAGGAGAUACGCCACUUGUUCAAAGUUGAUGGUUCAAAGAACAGAAACGUCAAUGAUUUAGAGCAAGGUAAAAUUUUGGAUAAUAAAGAAGCGCAUCACGAUCAAGCGUAUAUUCAGCUUAUUGAACAAGGUGUGCAUUUGAAGCCACCUGUCAGAGAGUCAUUAUUUGAGUAUGAAAAAAUAAAUGGUUUUAGAGAAAAGCUUUACCAGCAAGCUUUUGAACAGUUGGACAAGAUAGAAGUUAGAUAG